AUGCAAGACGCGUCCGGUGGUCUUCUUCAUGCACGGACUGUUUGCCACGUCCUACGAGUACCUCUUCAACUUGCCCUCCCAGAGUCCCGCAUACAUUUCGCCGACGCCGGCUUCGACGUCUGGUUGGGAAAUGUGCGAGGCAAUCAGUACGGACUCAAUCAUACCGUUCUCAACUCCAGCGAACCUGGAUUCUGGAACUUUAGGUAAUCGUUUUUAGAGGAAAUUCACUUUAACGGAUGAAUUCAGUUUGUACGAGUAUGCACACUACGAUCUGCGGCAACAAAUUGAAUAUGCCCUCAAGGAGACCGGCCACGAUUCCCUGUUCUACGUCGGUCACAGCCAAGGGACCACUGUAAUGUUCGCUCGUUUGGCAGAAGCCGACACGGCCUGGCAGAACAAAAUACGCAUUUUCUUCGCUUUAGGCCCCACCGCCGGCUUUCUGACGCCCUCGAUGCCGUUGACGUUGCUGGAAAUACAUGACUUGCAGAAAUUGAUUCAAGUAAAGUGUUUAUUGCAUUUUCAAACCAUCCAACUCCAUUUUUACAGUUCGUUCUCGACGGCAAAUUCGGUGUUCUCCCAGUGGCACUUCCUCAUUCGAUAUCCAAGACUCUUGCGGACUUUUGCUCGACAGAAAAUUUGCUUCCGGUGUGUUCGGUCGGAUUUCGAAUAACUUCCGGCGUUGAGAAGUUGGGACAGCUCAAUGUGGUAAAUUUGUGCGAAUGUGGGAAACAUUGAAGAAAGUUCGAAUUGAAUUUGCAGUCGAGAAUUCCCAUAAUUGUCAGUCAUUUCCCAUCCUCCACUUCUACUUUGAACAUACUUCACUGGAUGCAGAUAUUCAAAUUCCACGAGCUCAGAAAGUUGGAUUUGGGUCCUGAUCGGAAUCUGAUUGCCUAUGGACAAACGGAGGCGCCGAAGCUGGAUAUUGGAAAGAUCAAGCCCAAACGAUUUUGUAUUUCAGGUAUGGUAAUAUCGAUUUUUAUGGAUUGAAUCAGCUUAGGUUUUAUUUCCAGCAAAGAUGACCAAGUGACCGACGAGCUGGACGUUCGAGAGAUUCUGAUAAAACAAAUGGGACCGGGACUGAUCGAGUAUUACGAUCUGGACCACUUCUCGCACAUUGACUUUGUCGUCGGCCUGAGAGCCAACGACGAGGUUUACAGACCGAUAAUCUACCGGAUUUAUAAAGAGUUAUCUAAUAAAGGAUGUUGAUUUGAACUGAAAAUUAAGGGAAAAGUAGUAUCAGCAGCAUCGGAACAAAUUGUGAAACCAGAAGCCGAGGUACAGACAAACCACUACCAGUUCGUGUGAUAAAUAUCAAGACCAGGUCAAAGGGCAUGUUGUUUUGCAGGGAACCCGUUUGGCCAUUACUCUCUUACAAAAACGUUCGUAUAAAUAGGAGACGGGCGGUGUCGUUUCCCACACCCUUCUUCAUUUCGAAGUCUGCAAGGAUGAGAUUGAAGGUGUUCGUUCUCUCCACUGCACUUCUCGUGAACUCCGUCAUUGGCGGUGAGUUUUGUGCUGACUACAGUUUGGUUCGAAUACAAUAUUUGUUUUAGGAGGCAGUGGAAGUUACGCAUCUGCAGGCGGUGGAGGCGGUGGAGGAGGAUACCCGACUUCGGGUGGAGGAGGCAGAGGAUACGCUUCGGCUGCUGGAGGCGGAGGAGGUGGGGGAUAUGCUGCCGCGUCGGCGCCACCGCCACCAGCUCCUGCUCCAGCGUUUUCUGGAGGAUACGCUUCUGCUGCAGGAGGUGGAGGAGGAUCAUCGGGAGGAUACUCUGGAGGAGCAGCCGGAGGAGGAUCAUCGGGAGGAUACUCUGGAGGAGCGGCUGCUGCGCCACCACCGCCGCCGCCACCGCCACCACCGCCGCCAGCGCCGGCUCCGGCUCCAUCUGGAGGGGGAUACUCAGGAGGAGCAGCCGGAGGAGGUGGAGGAUCAUCGGGUGGAUACUCAGGAGGAGCAACCGGAGGAGGAGGAGGAUCAUCGGGUGGAUACUCUGGAGGAGCAGCUUCCGCACCACCACCACCGCCGCCACCGCCACCACCGCCGCCAGCGCCGGCUCCGGCUCCAUCUGGAGGAGGAUACUCAGGAGGAGCGACCGGAGGAGGUGGAGGAUCAUCGGGUGGAUACUCUGAGGAGCAGCCGCAGUGCUGCAGCACCAUCCCCGCCACUGCCGCCGCCACCGCCGCCAGCGCCGGCUGGAGGCUCCAUCUGGGGGUGGGAUACUCAGGAGGAGCAACCCGGGGAGGAGGAGGAUCAUCGGGUGGAUACUCUGGAGGAGCAGCUUCCGCACCACCACCACCGCCGCCACCGCCACCACCGCCGCCAGCGCCGGCUCCGGCUCCAUCUGGAGGAGGAUACUCAGGAGGAGCGACCGGAGGAGGUGGAGGAUCAUCGGGUGGAUACUCAUGAGGAGCAGCCGCUGCUGAGCGACCACCCGGGUGCCACUCGCCGCCACCUGCCGCCACCACCGCCACCGCCGCCGCCACCGCCGCCAGCGCCGGCUCCGGCUCCAUCUGGAGGAGGAUACUCAGGAGGAGCGACCGGAGGAGGUGGAGGAUCAUCGGGUGGAUACUCUGGAGCAGCCGCUGCUGCGCCACCACCGCCACCGCCGCCGCCACCGCCGCCAGCGCCGGCUCCGGCUCCAUCUGGAGGGGGAUACUCAGGAGGAGCAGCCGGAGGAGGAUCAUCGGGUGGAUACUCUGGAGGAGCAGCUUCCGCACCGCCGCCACCGCCGCCACCGCCGCCAGCGCCGGCUCCGGCUUCAUCUGGAGGGGGAUACUCAGGAGGAGCGACCGGAGGAGGAUCAUCGGGUGGAUACUCAGGUGGAGCCUCUGCUGCGCCACCACGCCGCCGCCACCGCCGCCAGCGCCGGCUCCGGCUCCAUCUGGAGGGGGAUACUCAGGAGGAGCAGCCGGAGGAGGUGGAGGAUCAUCGGGUGGAUACUCUGGAGCAGCCGCUGCUGCGCCACCACCGCCACCGCCGCCGCCACCGCCGCCAGCGCCGGCUCCGGCUCCAUCUGGAGGGGGAUACUCAGGAGGAGCAGCCGGAGGAGGAUCAUCGGGUGGAUACUCUGGAGGAGCAGCUUCCGCACCGCCGCCACCGCCGCCACCGCCGCCAGCGCCGGCUCCGGCUUCAUCUGGAGGGAGGGAUACUCAGGAGGAGCGACCGGAGGAGGAGGAUCAUCGGGUGGAUACUCAGGUGGAGCCUCUGCUGCGCCACCACCGCCGCCGCCACCGCCGCCAGCGCCGGCUCCGGCUCCAUCUGGAGGGGAUACUCAGGAGGAGCAGCCGGAGGAGGUGGAGGAUCAUCGGGUGGAUACUCAGGAGGAGCAGCCGGAGGAGGUGGAGGAUCAUCGGGAGGAUACUCAGGAGGAGCAGCUUCCGCACCGCCGCCACCGCCACCACCGCCACCGCCACCACCGCCGCCAGCGCCGGCUCCGGCUCCAUCUGGAGGGGGAUACUCAGGAGGAGGAGGAGCCGGAGGAGGUGGAGGAUCAUCGGGUGGAUACUCAGGAGCAGCAGCUUCCGCGCCACCACCAUCGCCGCCAGCUCCAUCAGGAGGAAGGUAUUCUGGAAGCGCAGCAGGAGGAGGAGGUCCAACCGGCGGAAGCGGCUACUCUGGAAGCCGCAUCGCCCGUCAUCGUGUCUUCUAG
Messenger RNA from Caenorhabditis sp. 36 PRJEB53466, 3650 nucleotides. Lineage: Eukaryota; Metazoa; Nematoda; Chromadorea; Rhabditida; Rhabditidae. The record is from the annotation of a GenBank genome assembly.